Molecule: messenger RNA, 2986 nt
Organism: Microplitis mediator
Lineage: Eukaryota; Metazoa; Arthropoda; Insecta; Hymenoptera; Braconidae
Product: aminopeptidase N-like
Exons: 12
Coding region: 241-2880 (879 amino acids)
Biological process (GO): proteolysis; peptide catabolic process
Cellular component (GO): cytoplasm
Molecular function (GO): zinc ion binding; peptide binding; metalloaminopeptidase activity
Source: RefSeq, a predicted model, not a curated record
UCACUAGCUCACGUGCGCAGUUGUGCGUUCUCCUGUAUAUUAAUUUUUAACCUGUUUCGAAAAAUAAAUUUAAUUGUUGAUAUUUAAUAUUUAUUAUUAAAUUAUAAAACAAUUUGCUGUUAUAAUUCAGAUAGAAACCGGUGUUAGUUUAUAAAUUAUUUAAGAAAUUAUAAAUAAAACAAGACAAGUGGUAAUUUUUAUAGUAAAAACAUUCCUUUUUUUGUGUUUACACAAACCAUAAUGAUGGAAACGAUGUCAAAACCAAAUUAUAAACUUCUGUUUAAAUCGGAAAAUUUUACCAGUAACUAUCAUGUAGAACCACAUCAUUACAAAAUCAAAUUUGUACCGCAUAUCCGAGAAAAUGAGCUCACUUUUGAUGGAGAAGUUUCCAUAGAUUUCAAAAAUUUGAAAACAAGAAGUUCCUUUCAAUUGAACGCUAAAAAUUUGGCAACUGUUGAAAAUGUUAUUUUGAAAAAAGAUAAUAAAAUUUACGAGUCAUGUGAUUUUACGGUCACUAUUGAUAAGACCGAAAAUAUAUUGAGUAUAAAUUUCGAUACAGUACUUGAUCUUGGUAUUUAUAAUUUAUAUAUCCAGUAUAAAGGUCAAGUUCUCGACAGUACUGAAGUUUUAAAACAUGUUUAUUAUUUUGAUAAAUUUGGAAAAUGGCAAUGGAUACUACUGAGUGAUUUUCAAACUGAAGGUGUUGAAGAAUUGUUUCCAUCCUGGAACAAUGAUUCGCGUCAGACAACUUUUGAAUUUUCCGUCAAGCACAAUAAAGAAUAUACAGUAUUAUUUAAUGCGCCGCUAAAAGAAAUAAUAACUGCAGACGAUCUAAAUUCGGUCUGGUCAAUUUUUGAAAAAACUCGAAAUUUGUAUCCACGAAAUUUUGCUUUCAUUGUUGGAAAUUUAGAAUAUUUGACUGCGUAUGAUGACGAUCUGUUCAAACUGUGGCUCCCUAAAAAUACAAUUGACUGUGAGAAUAAUGACAUUAAAAUUGUGAGAAAAUUGUGGAAAGCACUGGAAGAUGUAACCGGUGUAACUCAUAACGAGCAUCAGUACAAUAAAUUGGAUGUUGUCGUUUUGCCGGAAUUUAUUCAAAUUAAAAAACGCAACUGGGGACUUUGUAUCGUUAAUGAUGUGAGUAUUGGAUUUAAAAAAAAUAUCGAUAAAACUGAAAAAAUUACCACAAUUACGGAAAUAGCAAUUUCAUUAAUCGAUCAUUGGUUUGGUGACCUUAUUGAAAGUGUUAGUUAUGAUUACGGAAAAUCCUUAACCUAUGGCCUUCGUUCUUAUUUAGCUCAACUGAUAGUUGAUAAGGUUGAUAACACGGCUCAUUCUAUUGAUCGAUUGAUUAAUGCUCACGGACAAGUAGGAAAUUGGAAUUAUGAUCAUUCUAACUAUAUCUCACGUACAAUUGAAAAUGUUUUGGGUAAAUAUAACUUCCAAACGGCUAUGAGAAAUUAUAUAUUAAAUAAUGAAUCUAAAGAUCAAAUAGUCAGUGAGCUUUCCGAUGAAAUUAUAAAAGCGUCUAGAGAUAUGAAAGAAACUAUGAAAAAAGUUUUGAAAAAUUGGUUUACUGUUUCGUUGUCUCCCACAAUCACGGUCACUCGUAACUAUGAAAAAAACACAAUGAUUGUUACACAAGCACUAUCUUUAUCUGAUCUGGAGUCAGAUUGGAGAUAUUGGGUUCCAUUGAAUUGGACAACUAAUUUUGACGACCCUUAUUUUGAAGAUACAUCGGUAACUCUGUGGUAUGAUGGUUAUUGUAUGAAAAUUCAAAUUUCGAUUACAGUACCUGAUGAUCGCUGGAUAAUUAUAAACAUACAACAUUUCGGUACCUAUCACAUAAAUUAUGAUGAAAAAAAUUGGAAAUUAAUUAUAAAUUAUCUGAAAACGGAUAAUUACUCAAAGAUUCAUCUCUUCAAUCGUAUUCAGCUGAUUAACGAUGCAUUUACCUUUGCCAGUCAGGGAUUUCUUGAUUACAGUAUACCCUUUGAAUUAGCGAAGUAUCUUACUCGUGAAACAGAAUUUGCUCCAUGGGCAGCAUUUUUGCAUCACAUUGAACAAUUAUAUUAUGAAUCAUCAAUACGUCAUUCCAAAUACUUCGAUAAUUUCAAGAAAUAUGCUUUGAAGCUGACUAAUAAAUUAAAAAAACGGGUUCUACUAGUGGAUGAAGCCGAUGAUGAUUUUACUACGCGACUUUUAAGAAUUUCUUUGGUGAAUGUGUGUUCCAUUCUUGAGUCAAGUGAUUGGGGAAAUUAUGCCCUUACCAAACUUAAAAAGUGGCUCGACGAUCCUGAUAAAUAUCCAAUUUCUGCAGACAUGAAAGUUGCGAUUCUUAACAGCGGAAUGAGAUUUGCAGAUGAAGAUACUUGGAAUAAAUUAUGGGAAAAGUUUAAACUAAAUUUGGAAAAUCCUAAGAAUGAAAUAUUCUCAUACUGUCAAGCAAGAGAAUAUGGAACCUUUAAAGAUCAAGAGUUUCUUCAUGCUCUGUGUUGUGUUCAAAACAUUGAAUUGUUAAAAAAGUUUAUAAUAAUGAUCUGGUCAAAUGUUAUAGAGGAUGUAACUCAAACGCUAUUUUUGGAAAAUCUUUACCGGCUGAAUGGAAAAGCCGUUGACGUCGUUUUAGACCUUGAUUACAACUCCACUCAGGCUGACGGAAGUCCUGUGUUUUCUCGGAAAGUUACGUUCGAUGCUACUCAAAAUUUUAUUAAAUUUAUAAGAACUAAUGAUCAUCUGCAAAAAUUCAAUCGAAUGAGCCAGGCAACUCAGGGUGAAUGUGUGGGUAGCUCUAUCAGUAGAUUGUGUGCUGCAAAAUCCGUCUCCCAAUCCAACGAAAAAUUAAAUAAAAUGAAAAAGUUUUUUGAUAAAAAGAAAUGAUAAAUCGAUCUAAUUUUUAUUACUGCCAAUCAAUUUUUAUUGUAAUUAUGAAUGUAUUUACUGAUUGAUAAAAAAAAGUAACACUCAAUACAUGUGUAUUUUUUUU